This is a messenger RNA of Archocentrus centrarchus (flier cichlid), 2308 nucleotides long. RefSeq names its product fibulin 7 (gene fbln7). Lineage: Eukaryota; Metazoa; Chordata; Actinopteri; Cichliformes; Cichlidae. Gene Ontology annotation, molecular function: calcium ion binding. The transcript is spliced from 8 exons. The record is from RefSeq and is a predicted model, not a curated record. The coding region runs from base 195 to 1526 and encodes 443 amino acids.
CUAAACUUUCCAAGAGUGCAGAUAAAGGGACGCGGGCGCAUCUCAGUCUCACGCACCUGAUGAGCAUCUUCCAACGAGUGGACGGAACCUUUCAGCUGUUGUCGUGGGAUCCUGUCGCCUAAAAAGACGCCUAUUAAAUAAUUGGGAGCACCAAGAGGAAUCGGUAGCCUGUUAACCUUGCUGCGCUUUCAGAGAUGGCACUGUCUUUCCGACGCAGGUGUUUGCUUUUGCUGUGUUUGACAGCUAUCCAAAGUGUUCAUGGCACCGUUCAGACAUGCAUGGAUAAACACCAGGUGGUUGGGGUGCUUCGUCAAAUGGAGAAGUUUCUAAAAGGCCAGGAGAUACGGUUUAACGAGGGUCUCAGGAUCAUGAAGUCAAAACUGGCAGCUCUUCAGAACUCUGUCUCCAAGUUACCUCAAGCAGACCAGUCGGCUGCACCCACCACCUGCCCCUCCCUGGAAGCCCCUGCUCAUGGAACCAAGUUCGGGUCAAAGUAUUUUGUUGGACACGAGGUCCAUUUCACUUGUUCCGCGGGCUACCGCCUUGUGGGUUCUGCAACGCGGGUUUGCCGAGAAAAUGGCACCUGGACUGGCAUCGGUGUAACCUGUAAAGAUAUAAGUGAAUGUGCAAGUAAUCCCUGCCAGAAUGGAGGUACCUGUGUGGAGGGGGUCAGCCAGUACAAGUGCACUUGCCCCCAAAACUGGAGUGGCUCUCACUGCCAGCACCAAACGCAGACAGCGCCCCCCGAGUGGAGUGUUAUGAACGAUCCCGCGUUCAGCCGGAGACCUCGCUGUGCCCAAGUGAACCAAGCCCAACACUGCAGCUGCGAUGCAGGCUUCCACAUGAGUGGCACCUCUGACAACAGUAUCUGUCAGGAUGUAAAUGAGUGUGAAGUUUACCGGCUGGACCAAGGAGGGAAACUAUGUGUCCACGAGUGUGUAAAUGUCCCGGGCUCAUACCACUGCGCUUGCCCCAGCGGUUACAAGUUGCUUCCAGAUGGGCGGAGCUGUGAGGAUGUGGAUGAAUGUUUAAGCCAGCAGCAGAACUGUAGCCAGGGGACAACUUGUAUCAACAUGGGGGGAGGCUUUCGGUGCGUCAACCCAGAGUGUCCCCACUCUGAUGGCGACAUCAGCUACGUCAAGACAUCUCCCUUUCAGUGUGAGAGAAACCCCUGCCCCAUGGACAGCCGUUUAUGCCACACGGCACCCAAGACCGUGUCCUUUCACUAUCUGUCUCUGCCUUCCAACCUGAAGAUUCCCGCCACGCUUUUCCGUAUGGCGACCGCUGCCGCCCCCGGCCGCGCCGGCCCAGACAGCCUACGCUUCGGCAUAGCGAGCGGAAACUCCCGAGGCAUCUUUGUCAUGCAGCGUUCAGACAGACAGACUGGUGAGCUGAUACUGGUCCAGCAGCUGCGUGGGCCACAGGAGAUCAGUGUUGAUGUGGAGAUGUCUGAGUACAGCGACCGCACUUUUCAGGCCAAGCAUGUGGCACGGGUCCACGUCCUGGUUUCACCUUACAACUUCUAAACAAAGGAAGAAGAUAAGAGACUGAAAACUGUAGGGAUCGUAUAUAAUGGGCACUGAGUUUACUUCAGCCUCUUUCAGAAAUCAGUUUGUCUGGAUUGGCAGUCACGGGCCAAAUUACCAAAAGAGUGAAAAGGUGACAAAGCUGAUUUUUAAUAGUUAUUUUAUAAAUCCAAAAAUGUAUGGAAAAUCUUAAUGUAGAUGCUUCUUUAGUAUCAGUAUGGCCUAUGAAUGAUGAUAUUUGGCUCAGUACAUUUGAAUUUUUCAAAUCUAGCUAAACAAAAGCAUAAUAAAUGCAGUAUGAGGGAUGCAUAACUGUUUUUGUCAUUACUGUUGCUUUAUGUAUGUCCACUAUAGUUAAUGUCUGUGCACCUCAGGCCCCGGAUUCAAUGCACUGCCUUUGCUUUACUGAUUUAAAUCCCUGGAUGACAUUAGUGCUCGUGUGGCCCUAAUUUAUUGGAGAUAUUGUUGCUGGUUUUUUACAGUAUAGGAAACAGUAUUCCACAUGUUUAUCUUUGAUCAUAUACUGUAUAUUUGUUUUGUUUUUUUAGUAGCUUGCUUUGUUUAAGGCACCUUCCGUAAUACUAAGGGAGAUUUUAAACAGUAGCUGCAGCCCUGUACCUGGUCUGUUUUCCUCUGUUUCUCAUAUCCUGUGUGUUACCCAGAAGUAGUUUCAUUAUUUUCUAAAUCAGUGAUGAUUUGGCAAGCUUGCCAAUGUACUACUCAUUUUAUCUGGAAUUUUAAUUGCCUCUACAUAACAGAAAUAAAGUCAGUCCAACAUUUCA